Molecule: messenger RNA, 1419 nt
Organism: Lichtheimia ornata
Lineage: Eukaryota; Fungi; Mucoromycota; Mucoromycetes; Mucorales; Lichtheimiaceae
Exons: 3
Coding region: 1-1419 (472 amino acids)
Source: RefSeq, a predicted model, not a curated record
AUGUAUCAGCCAACGCUGACACAUCCUCAAGAAUUUCUUUCCUUGCUCACAUCUUCCAACGGAUAUUGUGGGAGCAACGAAGACUCGGCUAUUCCUCCUCCUCCACGUUCAUCCACCACCAUGUUUGAAAACGACUUGUCACCACAUGAACCAUCAACACGUUCCCCCACACCUGCACCACUACCACCACAACAACAACCUCCACAACAUCAACAUCAACAUUUCUCGGCGGCUCCAUCGGCCCCUCUUUCAUGCUGUUGGCCUACUAUGACAACGCCUACAUCUACCAAUGGUAGUGUGAUAGCAUCUGGAGCAACACCUAACUCCAAUGCAGAGGCAUCAGCAGCAACAGCAAUACAAGCAACAGAGGUAGAUACAAGCUCACAUGGGAUGUUUAGUAUGGAACCCGACUAUGCGACAGGAUUUGGACAAGACCUGUUCUCCAUGACCAUGUACCUUCCUGACGACAGCACAACAAGCAGUAAUAGUAGUGGUGCUGGCACUACUACCACUACUACUGCCACCACAGCAACAACAACAACAGCUGCAGCAGCUGCUACUACUGAUCCUAUAGCUGCAGCUAACUAUAUUCAUGAUCUUUACUAUCGACGUCCUUCAUUGGAUAUGUACAAUCAGCAGCAGCAUUAUCGACCCCAAACGGCAAUGGCAGUGCCACCCAUGUCCCCAAGCUCAUUGUAUACUCACAUUAAUAAUGGCAGCAGCAGUGCACGAGCCUCCUCCUCCUUACAAAAUCACCCAACAGCAGAAUUUGCCGCUGAUCUUAAAAGAAGACAUCCUGAUGGAUCACCUCCUCUUGUUGCCACAUCCACAAAUAACAAACGUGCUAGGAAGUUGACGGGUGUGAUGGAUCAUCAACAACAACAACAUCAGGGUGGUGAUCAUUUGUUACAACAACAACAACAACCUGAUGGCGUAAAUGAGUCCCAUCCAGGCAUGCAUCCAUAUGACAGCAGCUCCACAGCAUCAGGAUCCACCACACAUCCAUUACGUCAACCACCUCCUGGAGCAACACCACGUCGACAAAAGUUGCGCUAUGAUGGAGAUGAAUACACACCCAAAUGGGUGCGUUACACAGGUCAACUCAAAGAAGGCUAUUGUGAUCAUUGCAAGCCCGGCAAAUGGCUUCAGCUCAAAAAUAGUGCCUAUUGGUAUCAUAAACAAUUCUAUCAUGGUAUCUCCUCGGUAUCAGGCAAACACUUUGCAGAGCCGCUGGAACGGCGUGCCGGUGACCAUGAUGUGAUCGAGGGCUUGUGCCACCAAUGCCGUCAAUUCGUUCCUAUUUGUAACGCCAAACGAAAGACAAGUGUCUUGUGGUACAGGCAUGCACACAAGUGCCACAUUUAUGAUAAGCCCAAAUCGCGAUUGGCAACUGGAAAAAGGGGACCCUUAAAGAAAUAG